AUGAAACCUUAUCAGACUCCAAAUUCUGGUCAUUCUCGUUAAGGGAGUUUAAGAGUUUAACGACAACCUUUGGCUGUAAUUAGCAAUUGUCCUGAAUUUUCAUAGUGUGCUAAUUACCUAUAAUAGAAAGUUUAGGGAUUGGAGUAGAGAGUUAAGAACCUUAAUAGUUAACAUGCAGAUAGAACAGAAAAUAGAUCAACAACAACAUAAAAAAAUGAAGCAUCUUUAUCACCUUUUGUAAGGUAGAAAAAAUAAUGCAGUUCGAAUUAGAAAGUAGAUUCUUAGAGUUAUUAUGAAACAAUUAUUAAUAAAAGAUUAGAAAACAUUAGUAAAAUAGAUUAAUCUCCUGUACAUAUUAAAACUGAUAAUACUAUGGCUUAAUAAGAUAAAUAUUCAAUGCAUAGUUAAUUUUCUAAUUUAGGUCCAUAAUCAGGAUAAUUACAUACUAAUAGUAUAGUGAGAAUCUAGUAGUUAACUAAGAAAUUGAGAAAGUUUAAAAUGAUUAAAGAUUAAAAUUAAGAUGAAUGUGCUCCAUCUUUGGCAAAAAUUAAAUGUUUUUGUUAAGAAUAUUACAAUGAUUGUUUUGAUUUCUAUAGAUGCACUGAUUUGAUAGCCUUAAAAUAUUUUAUCUAUUUGCUUAUUUAAGAAGUCAACUCUCUUUAUAGUUAAGAUGCAUUUAAGAUGGCAGACAAUUCAAUGUAAUAUCAAUAAUAGAUUGAAAUGCUUAAGGAAUAAUUAGAUAAUUAGAAAAGUGAUUAGAUGAGUUUCCAAAAUUAAUUGAAAUUAUAAAAAAUGGUAGUAGAUACUUAGAAAUUAAUAUAAGAUAUUAUAAAUGUCUUAUAAACUAAACAUAAUUAAAGUACAUUGAUCAAUUAGGUUGAAGUAUUAAAUAAUUAAAUGAAAAAUAUCAAAGAAAAUAUGUCAAGUAAUUAACUUUAAAAUUAACAUUAAAAUUAAAAUGCUACUUCAUUUGGAUAAUAAUUAGCAAAAUGUGGAAUUGAUGUAAAUUAUAAAUAGAGAGUAACAAAUGAUACAUCAAUUGUAAAUUAAUCUAAUUUUAAAACUUAAACAGCAGAUGAAAGAAAUAUAACAUAAUUUAGUUCAAAAUCAAAGUCUCCUUAUAGUAGAAAUCAAAAGAAUCAUAAUUUUGAUUUAGAAUAAUAAAUGGAAUUAAAUAAAAAGUUAUUUGAUGAAUAAGUAGUAACAAAUAGAUAAUUGAUGGAGAAACUAUUUAAAUUACAAACUGAAAAAUAAUAGAAUGAUUAGAUAUUGAAAUAAGUGUAAGAAGAAUUAAAAUAAAAAAAUUAAAUUAUUAUAGAUUUAGAAAAUAAUUUAUAGAAAGAAAAUUAAAUACUUAAUAAAAUUAAUUAAAAUCUAGAGGAGGCUGUUUAUUAAAAUAAAGAAUUAUAGAAAGAAAAUAAUAAUUACAAAGAAAAUAUUGAUUAAUCUAAGAAAAUAGAAUAAAAGUAUUAUGAUUUAUUAUAAUAAAAUAAUAACUAAUUGGAAUAACUCAAUUAAGUAGUUAAAGAAAAUGGUAAUCUAUAGAAAAUUUAAUAAUAAAUAGAAGUAUUUAAAUUAAUUUAUAAUAGGCUGAAUACAAAGGUUAUUAGUAAUAAAUUUUAAAAUUAUAAGAAAAGUGUUAAGCACAAUAUGCUUAAUUGUAAGAUCAAAGUGAUGCAAAAUAUCUAUAAUAGUAAAUAAAUGAAUUAUUAUUAUAAUAAUAAGAACAGAGCAAAAUAAUAGUAAUUUAUAUUAAUAUUAAAUAUAGACAUUAAUUACAGAUGAAGCUCUAUAUUUAGGAUAGAUGACUCUAUAUGCUAGUGAUAUAUUAUCAAGAUAACCAAUUGAUGGAAUUCCAACUACUCUUGUAAUGUUAUAGAAGGAUUUAAAUGGAAAGAGAAGUACAAUUUAAUAGAAGAUGAACAUUCUGUAAUAGUUUGGAAACAAUAUGAGAAAUCAACCUUUGAUUGCUCAUAGUAGUUCUAGUUAAUUUAAUGAUAAUGUAGAUUUACUGGAAAAUCUACAUAGUGAGGCUUCAUCUAUUAGAUAGAAGAAUGUAAGUUCUUAUGAGGAGACUGCUAGUACAAUACAUAAUAAUAAUAUCUAAUCAAAUGAUUUAAUGGUUAUGUUAUUAGUUUAAUGUAACACAUUAGAGAAGAUGAUGGAACUUUGA
This is a messenger RNA of Paramecium pentaurelia, 2173 nucleotides long. The record is from the annotation of a GenBank genome assembly. NCBI's taxonomy places the organism in Eukaryota, Ciliophora, Oligohymenophorea, Peniculida, Parameciidae.